AUGGCCACCGAAGCCAGCCCCCGAAAGGACGAGACCUCCGCUGGGUCCCCGCAGUCCGAUAAACUAUUUGGCCGAAAGUUCUAUGAGAGCAUUGGCAGCCCCAAGUAUGUCGUUGCCCCAAUGGUUGACAGGUCUGAAUUUGCGUGGCGCAUGCUCACUCGAUCUUUUAUGCCCCCGAACGACCCAAAGCCUAUGCUAGCAUACACCCCCAUGUUCCACGCCCGCUUGUUCGGCGAACAAGAGCGCGUUCGUGCUUCACAUUUCCAACCCACUCGCAAAGCCGUCGGAGGAAAGACAGAGGAUCUAUACCUUGACGGAAACCCCGCGAUCGAUCGACCUCUUUUCGUCCAAUUCUGCUCAAAUAACCCAGACGAAUUCCUCGAGGCAGCCCGUCAUGUGGUCCCCCAUUGCGACGCCGUGGACUUGAACCUCGGCUGCCCACAGGGAAUUGCACGAAAGGGACACUAUGGGGCUUUCCUUCAAGAAGACUGGGAUCUGAUUUAUAAGCUUGUCAAUAAGUUACACACCGAACUCCCGAUUCCCGUCACCGUGAAGUUCCGCAUUCAAGAGACCAAGGAAAAGACUUUGGAGUACGCCAAGAUGAUUCUUUCGGCUGGUGCGAGCAUCAUUACGGUACACGGCCGUAGGCGGGAGCAGAAAGGUCACAAUACGGGAGUCGCAGAUUGGACCUACAUUCGCUACCUACGAGAAAACCUCCCCCAGGAUACUGUGAUUUUUGCCAAUGGCAACAUCCUCAACUAUGACGAUAUCGAAACAUGCCUCGAGGCGACUGGUGCCGACGGCGUGAUGAGCGCAGAAGGCAAUCUGUCAGAUCCGACUAUCUUCAGCAAGCCACCCGCACCCGGUACCGAGGAAAGGGACUUUUGGCGAGGCCGAGAUGGAAAGAGGGGCUACCGCAUCGAUGCAAUCGUGCGUCGAUACCUGGACAUUAUCUAUAAACACGUUCUGGAACAGCCUGUCCCAGAAAGGAAGCCUUUAUACCUGCCAUCCGACCCGGUCGAUGAGUUCGCAGAAACAAAUAAUGCCGAAGAGGACGACCAUGCGGACGGUCCGCUCAAGAAAAAGCAAAAGCGAGGCAAAGCAGAGAAGGGAAAGAAGGGCUCCUCUCCCAACCUGAGCUACAUGCAAGGUCACCUGUUCCAACUUUUGCGCCCCAUGGUCGCAACUCACACAGAUGUCCGGGAUGCGCUUGCGAAAUCACGACCAAAUGACAUUGCCACGUUUGAACACACUUUGACCCUCCUUGAGAAGGCCAUCAAGGGUGGUCUCCAAGAAUACCAAGCCAACCCAGAAAAAUUUGAAGCCAAACCAGAUGAGACCUUGAAGGGAUCAAAAGCAGUUAUUGCGGAGUAUGGACGGCCUUGGUGGAUCUGCCAGCCCUAUGUCCGUCCUUUGCCCGAAGAAGCCUUUGAACUCGGAGCAAUGCGGGAAAAGGGUAGCAAGCCUCCUGCAAAGGCCGAAAAAGAGGAAUCCAAAGAAGAUACUAAUACAGCUAGCGCCGAUAGCAGUACCACGCCUGCUCCGACUAUAGCGGACAGCACCACUACGCUCACAACUGAUCCUCUCGUGAGUGGGUAA
Molecule: messenger RNA, 1599 nt
Organism: Penicillium salamii
Lineage: Eukaryota; Fungi; Ascomycota; Eurotiomycetes; Eurotiales; Aspergillaceae
Source: the annotation of a GenBank genome assembly